This is a messenger RNA of Mangifera indica (mango), 5874 nucleotides long. RefSeq lists its product as uncharacterized. The coding region runs from base 234 to 5123 and encodes 1629 amino acids. Gene Ontology annotation, biological process: protein deubiquitination. Gene Ontology annotation, molecular function: protein binding; cysteine-type deubiquitinase activity. The transcript has 15 exons. The record is from RefSeq and is a predicted model, not a curated record. NCBI's taxonomy places the organism in Eukaryota, Viridiplantae, Streptophyta, Magnoliopsida, Sapindales, Anacardiaceae.
GUCGGCUUUCUUUUUGGGUUUGGGUAUGGGUAACAUGGGUUAGGUGCCUGUCUUUCUCUCUGUAUCAGACUCGUUUCCCUUUCACUCUCGGUCAUCGAUUUCUUAGCAGAUCGGAAACCCUCGCCGUUAUUACUACUUAAUCUUACUUUAACCUCAACAUUCCCCGGGUAAGUCUUUUAUCGCUUCUCUUAAAUCUCUCAUUUAUGUUGAUAAAUCAGUUUUUUAAUUGAUUGAUGGGGCAUAAAAAGAAAAACCCUGCUCCUCGUUCUAAACAAUCCCAAUCGGUGCCGGCGUCGGCGCCGGAGGCUUUGGCCGCUGCCGAGCACUGUGAUGCACUCUCCAACCAUGCGAAGACUCAGGUAGUGGAAUCUGAGGGUUCCACUUACUCGGUGGUGAAGCUUGAGUGUGAACGUGCCCUGACGGCUCUCCGCCGUGGUAAUCACACCAAAGCUUUGCGGUUAAUGAAGGAAUCUUGUUCCCGUCAUGAGAACUCGCCUUAUGUGGCUCUGAUUCACCGGGUACAAGGCACCAUAUUUGUGAAAGUGGCGUCGAUCAUUGAUGAUUUGAACUCGAAACAAAGGCAUUUGAGAAAUGCGAUCGAAUCUGCAAAGAAAGCAGUGGAGUUAUCGCCUAACUCAAUUGAAUUCUCUCAUUUUUAUGCUAAUCUGUUGUAUGAGGCUGCUAAUGACGGCAAAGAAUACGAAGAGGUAGUUCAAGAGUGUGAGCGUGCUUUAGCUAUAGAGAAUCCUGUAGAUCCUGCUAAAGAGAGCUUACAGGAUGAGAGUCAGCAAAAAAUUUUGACAGCGGAAGCGCGAAUUUCCCACGUGCAGAGUGAGCUACGGAGCUUGAUACAGAAAUCAAAUAUUGCUUCGAUUUCUACGUGGAUGAAGAACCUAGGGACUGGUGAGGAGAAGUUUAGGUUGAUUCCUAUUAGGAGAGUGACUGAGGACCCAAUGGAAGUCAGGCUAGUUCAAGCUAGGAGGCCCAAUGAAAUUAAAAAGGCAACCAAAACUCCAGAAGAGAGACGAAAAGAGAUCGAGGUUAGGGUUGCUGCAGCUAGAUUGUUACAGCAAAAAUCAGAGACGGGUCAGUUGCAACAAAAUAAUGAUGGAGAGAGGACUAUUGAUUCUGGCUUGGUAGGGACUGAGAAAAAAGGAGAGAGGAGGAAGUUUGGGAGUAAUGUGCGAAAAAAUGGGUCUAAAGAGGAGAGGAGGAAUUUUGUAAAAUCAUAUUGGAAUUCCAUGAGUUUGGAAAUGAAAAAGGAGUUGCUUAGGGUUAGGAUUCCUGAUGUUAAAGCUCAUUUUGGGUCACUGAAAGAUGGCUUGGCUAGUGAGGUUUUAGCAGAGGCAUUGGCAUUCUCAGAGGAGCAUAAAACUUGGAGGUUUUGGGUUUGUUGUAAGUGUAAUGAGAAGUUUGCUGAUUCAGAGUCACAUAUGCAUCACGUUGUGCAGGAACAUAUGGGGAAUUUGUUGCCUAAAAUGCAGGACGUCUUACCUCAGAGUGUUGAUAAUGAGUGGAUUGAAAUGAUUCUUAAUUGUUCUUGGAAGCCAUUGGAUAUUCUAGAAGCUGUUAAAAUGCUUGGACAGAAUCAAUCAAAAUCCUGGGAUUCUGAAGUUGGUGAGGAUUUCUACUCAGGGAACCAUAAUGAGGAGUGUGAUGAUUGCUUCAAAGAUGCAUGGGAUUCUUCACCUGAGAAGGAAAAUUUACAUGAUAGUUAUAAGUGUAGUGUUGUUGAUAGCAAUGAUUGUGGAAAAAUUUUGAGCAUCCAGGGCAAAGGAUGUGAUGGUAAACAAAAAUCUACUGUGUAUCCAGUGAUUGAUUGUUGGCCAGUGUCUGAUGACACUGAGCGCUCAAAGCUCCUUGAAAGAAUUUAUUCUUUAUUUGAGCUGCUCAUUAGACAUAAAUAUCUUGCGGCAAGCCAUCUUAACAAGGUCAUACAGUACACAAUGGAUGAACUGCAGCGUUUGGCUUCUGGUUCUCAGCUUUUGAAUCACAGUGUGGACCAAACGCCAAUGUGCAUAUGCUUUUUGGGAGUUUCCCAGCUCAGAAAGAUUGUCAAGUUCGUGCAGGAAUUAUCUCAUUCUUGUGGUUUGGGUAGAUGUUCUGAGAAAAGUAAUUCCAUGGAUGAUGCAAGCAAUGUGACUCAAGGUCUUGAGCUGAAAGAGAACAUUAGUCGUGAUGGAGAUGCACUAUGCCUCUUGUUGUAUGAACAUGUGCUACCAGCUGAACAUACAUCUGGCAAUGCUGUAACAGAUAGUGCAACUUCUGUUCAUGGCAAUGAAAAUGUGGGUGCAUCUGAUGCAGAUGUUCUGCUGUCCUGGAUCUUUGCUGGCCCGUCAGGUGGGGAGCAUUUGACAUCUUGGAUGCAUAUGAAAGAAGAGAAAACACAUCAGGGAAUAGAAAUCCUCCAGACUCUUGAGAAAGAGUUUUAUCACCUACAGAACCUCUGUGAGAGAAAAUGCGACCUUUUGAGCUAUGAGAAAUCACUGCAGGCAGUGGAGGAUCGCUGUCUUAAAGAAGGUAAGAAAAGGGAAACUGUCACAGAGUCUGUCCAUCGAAGCUAUGAGUCUGUCCUUAGGAAGCGAAGAGAAGAGCUACUGGAGGGCGAAAAUGAUAUUAUGUGCAUCAGCAGUCGGGUUGAGUUAGAUGCAAUAGCUAAUGUUUUAAAAGAAGCUGAAGCACUUAAUGUCAAUCAAUUUGGAUAUGAGGAUACUUAUGGUGGUACAACUUCUCAGUUGUGUGAUUUGGAAUCUGGUGAAGAUGAUGAAUGGAGAACCAAGGACUAUUUACAUCAAGUAGACACGUGCAUAGAAGUUGCUAUCCAGAGGCAGAAAGAACAUUUAUCUGUAGAGCUCAGCAAAAUUGAUGCUCGAAUCAUGCGGAAUGUCACUGGGAUGCAGCAAUUGGAACUCAAACUUGAGCCUGUCUCAGCCCAUGACUAUCGGUUGAUAUUAUUGCCCCUAGUGCAGUCAUACUUAAGGGCUCAUUUGGAGGACCUUGCUGAGAAAUAUGCCACAGAGAAGUCUGAUGCUGCUAGGGAAGCAUUUUUAGCAGAACUUGCACUUGAUUCUAAGAAGGGUGCCCAUGGAGGUGGUGAUAACUCAAAGCAUACACACGAUAAGACAAAAGAUAAAAAAAGAAACAAAGAUUUCAGGAAAACUAAGGAUUCAAAGUCUGUUGGUGGUAAUCAGCAUGAUAUGGUUCAUGAUGAGACUUCUGAGCGGGUUUCCUAUCCAGAAUCUGAUGGUGAUCAUCCAGAUUCAGAGACUGGUAUUUCUGUGAAUGGUGAUGACUUAAAACUUCAGGAAGAGGAAUUUAGACGUAAAAUUGAGCUUGAGGCUGAGGAAAGAAAGCUUGAAGAAACCUUGGAGUAUCAAAGACGAAUGGAGAAUGAGGCUAAACUGAAACACCUUGCUGAGCAAAAUAAAAGAUCUGCUCAAACAUUUCCAGAAAAGUUGAUGGAGGGAGUCUGUGAUGUUUACUUCAAUCAUGGUGCUGAUGAUCGUGAUUUGCAUGAACCAAUUAAACCUCUGACACCAGUGCAACUGAUGUCAAAGAAUGUGUUUUCAAGCAAUUCAGAAGGUGUGCCUAUGAGUUCUACCAAUGGUGUUGCUGGGCCAACCAAAUAUUCAUCCCAUUCCAGUUUCCAGAAUAAUAAUACCUCACAUAAUCCCAACUUUAAACAAGGGAUACCUAAUGGAGGAACUCCAGAGGAUGGGUUUUUACCCUCCGAUAGACGGAGUGGAAGGAGAGGUAGACGGCAGAGGAGUUCUACUAGAUUUCAAGAUGGGAAGAAUCAGGGGUUGUUAUUGGAAAAGGAUAAUAUUGAAGUUACUAGAUCCCAUGAUAGCCUCCAAACUGGUGCUGGUCCUAAUCUGGGAGAUAGUGGAACAAAGACGUUGAGACAAUUGCAAGCAGAGGAGGAUGACGAAGAAAGGUUCCAAGCUGACCUAAAGCAAGCUGUACGCCAAAGUCUUGAUGCCUUUCAAGCACAUAAAAAAUUGCCCUUGACUUCAAGUUCAAGGAUACCACAGAAGAUGCCUCUGGAAUCUAAUAAUUUUGGGGUUUCAUCAAAUGAAGUCAUCAGUGAAAAGGUGAAUGGAACUGACAUGUAUGGUACUGGGCUGAAGAAUGAAGUUGGUGAAUAUAACUGCUUUCUGAAUGUUAUUAUACAGUCUUUAUGGCAUUUAAGACAGUUUCGAGAAGAGUUCUUGAGGAGAUCACCUUCAGAACAUGUUCAUGUGGGAGAUCCUUGUGUUGUCUGUGCGUUGUACGAAAUUUUUACUGCCCUGUGUGUUGCAUCGACUGAUAUGCGGAAAGAAGCAGUUGCCCCUACAUCUCUGAGGAUAGCUCUGAGCAAUUUGUACCCAGAUAGUAAUUUCUUCCAGGAGGCUCAGAUGAACGAUGCUUCUGAAGUUCUGUUAGUAAUAUUUGACUGCCUGCAUCAGUCAUUUACUCCUGGUUCAAGGAUUUCAGAUGCUGAAUCGGUGGAAAGCAGCUGCCCUAAGACUUGGGAUUGUACAAGCAGUGCUUGUAUUGUCCAUUCCCUUUUUGGAAUGGACAUUUUUGAACGAAUGAACUGCUAUAAUUGUGGUUUAGAAUCCAGGCCUAUGAAAUAUACUUCAUUCUUUCAUCACAUAAAUGCUAGUGCCCUCCGAACAAUGAAGUCUAUGUGUGCAGAAAGCUCCUUAGACGAACUUUUGAAUCUUGUAGAGAUGAAUCAUCAAUUAGCUUGUGAUCCAGACGCGGGUGGCUGUGGGAAGCUCAACUACAUUCAUCACAUUCUGUCAUCUCCACCACAUGUUUUCACAACAGUUUUGGGUUGGCAGAAAACAUGUGAGAGUGCUGAUGACAUAACUGCAACACUGGCUGCCCUAAGUACUGAGAUUGAUAUCAGUGUCCUUUACCGUGGGCUGGAUCCUAAGAGUGCACAUAGCUUGGUAUCAGUGGUUUGUUACUAUGGGCAACAUUAUCAUUGCUUUGCAUAUAGUCAUGAUCAUGAAUGCUGGUUUAUGUAUGAUGACAAAACCGUCAAGGUGAUUGGUAGCUGGGCUGAUGUUCUUGACAUGUGUGAGAGAGGACACUUGCAGCCUCAGGUUCUUUUCUUUGAAGCUGUAAAUUAGAUAUGUUAUGGUAUUUAUCUCAAUUAUUUUGCUGCAAAGGGGAAGCAUCAGUUUUGUCAUAAUCUGGUACCCAAUAACUGUCUCUGAUGGGAUGUUGUUUGUAGAGAUGUAUUACCUCCUGCAUCCCUCAGUUCAGACAGCGAUACUCAGAACAUUGGUUUAAGAAGAAGUGAAGAAGUUUUGAUUGAAAAAAAAAAAAAUCAGAAUUGUGAUAUAGGUGAAGAUUCAAGAAUUUUGUGACAGAAGUAAAGAAUUUUGUAGGAGAAAGGGUUGUUUUGAGAGGGAACAAUGUUUCAAAAAGGAGAUAAUAGAGUAGCCUGACAUGGUCCCAGCCUGGAUUAAUAAGUUUUGGCUGUUGGUGGAAGGGAAGAGAUGGUAAAUAGGGGGAGGUCACGAAGGAAUUGAUGGAGCAUGUGAUGCUGUUGGCAGGAACUGAGCAUACUUGUAAGUGGGGAAUUUAGUUUAAUUAGAAAUCAAAAUCUCUGUUAGAUGUUUCUUUUUUUUUUUUUUUGAUAAAUAUUUAUUUUGGGUUAAAAAUAUUUUUCUGCCAACUUAAAGUUGUGUAUAGAGAUCAUCUCAUCAUGUCAUUGCCCCCUUGCUUGGGACCUUUGUGCCUCUGCAGCAGCAUCAUAGAGCACAAACUUUUAUUAUCAUGAUGAUGAAAAUGAUGCUGCUGAGGGCUGAAAUUUUGAGACUCGGAAUAUUUAGAAAAUUUAAAUGGGAAAUGAAGGGAUAUGGGUUUGUUUUUAAA